Molecule: messenger RNA, 270 nt
Organism: Leptosia nina
Lineage: Eukaryota; Metazoa; Arthropoda; Insecta; Lepidoptera; Pieridae
Source: the annotation of a GenBank genome assembly
AUGAAUGAUGGCCGAAAUCGCAAGUCGCAACCGGAACACUUCAUAGUAUCGUUAUUGAUAAAUUGCCUCUGCGUCAAUUUUCCCCUGUCCAAUAUGUCGCUUGACUGCAUCCACUCUGUAAAGCACUCUUUAAAGAUGUGUGAAGACAAAAGUGUAUAUGAAUUGGCGGAACAUUCAUACCUCAUAAACGAGAAAAGAAGAGGCACAUCAGACCGACCGACGAGCCGGGCGCCGUUGGAAUCGAACUCCAAGCCAGUGACUUUGUGGUAG